AAGUGUGACACAUAUCUUAUUUGCCCGCAAUUGUGUUAAAGGAAGCAGUUGUUACCGAUAGGCGUGUUAAAACCAUUCCUUCGAGUUGUAAGCUGAACAUGAUUCAUCUCACCUCAAUUGCAAGUGCUGCGCCUCUGCUGUAUUUUCUGUUCUUGUUGUCGUUCCCUAACGGAAACAACGCGGGUUUCUUCAGCUCUUCAUUCAGCUCGCAGUCAGACAAUAGACGUCCUCAUGACAUCACCUCUAAGCGGGGUCUGACUGGCUUGUACAAUUCUCGUGUAGAUUCUGUAGAGCACGUGACCAGACCCCUAGGGGGGUCGGCAGGCUCGUUUGGAGUAAAGCAUUCUGGAGUCGUGGUAACAACUGAAAAUGGCGACCGCUGGCUUGUACACAAGGGCCCAGGAUACGGAGAUUCAAGCGACACAGUAGUCACAAAUGCAAGGCACAUGAGUGGAGACUGGAAAUCAGCUGGCUCUCAGCCAGCGCAGACUGGGACUAAGGUAGCUGAUUACGUCAGGGCUGGCGGAGAAAACUACAAUCUGUUGUUUGACAACUGCCAUGACGCCUCUAAAAGGAUGAUGGAUGUUGGGAAUGAAAACCCUUAACUAUAUGAGAAACAACAAGAUUCUGGCCUCAAUUAUAACCAGAGAUGCUUAUAUAGUUACUAAGAUAUUUUUAUUAUUGCUGUUUCUUUGCUUUUAGGGUACUUAAGUUCAUUGAAAAAGCCAUUCCAAUGCAAUUCAGUGGGAAAACUAUAACCUAAAGUAGUUUGGAACUCGUAUGUUUGUUGAAACGCCUAACUCCACUAGCAUGCUUGUCUUUAACUCUAAAAUAACUACAUUUGUCCGGUUGAGACGAAAUCGAUUAAAACUAAUUUUAACUCGUUAACAAAUAAAUGAAUUUGUUUCAUAUAAUCAAACUCUAGCCGUUAAAAGCGCAGAGUUGUGUUCUUGUGUGGAUUAAAAACCUCGUUUGGUUCUGCCAUUUCGUCAUCUUA
This is a messenger RNA of Orbicella faveolata, 997 nucleotides long. RefSeq lists its product as uncharacterized. NCBI's taxonomy places the organism in Eukaryota, Metazoa, Cnidaria, Anthozoa, Scleractinia, Merulinidae. The record is from RefSeq and is a predicted model, not a curated record.